AUGCCACUAAAAUUUAUUAAAAGCCAAAAAGGGAAAAACAUGUCGGUGUAUAACGGUUUCCUGUACAGCAAGCAUGAAGUGUACGAAAAUAAAAUUGUAUGGCGUUGCUCUGAUUUUAAAAAAUUUGCAUGCAAAAGCCGAUGCCACACUACUUCAGAAGAUGAAACAGGUGAGAUUCUAAAAUACACUGAUCAUUCACAUGCUCCAAAUGUAGCAAAAUCGGAGGCUAAAGGACUAGUUAAUGAAAUAAAGAAAAGUGCGGAAAAUGGACAAUUUUCAACUAGAUAG
Macrosiphum euphorbiae (potato aphid) is the source of this 288-nucleotide messenger RNA. The record is from the annotation of a GenBank genome assembly. Lineage: Eukaryota; Metazoa; Arthropoda; Insecta; Hemiptera; Aphididae.